Portunus trituberculatus (swimming crab) is the source of this 2983-nucleotide messenger RNA. Its product is annotated as glyoxylate/hydroxypyruvate reductase A-like. The transcript has a single exon. The record is from RefSeq and is a predicted model, not a curated record. Gene Ontology annotation, molecular function: NAD binding. NCBI's taxonomy places the organism in Eukaryota, Metazoa, Arthropoda, Malacostraca, Decapoda, Portunidae. Bases 588 to 1646 code for a protein of 352 amino acids.
AUCCAACAUGUCGACCGGAAAACAAGAUUAUGUAGAAAGGUCAGCAAAGAUGCCGAACAUGGCUGGUUAAGUGCAAGAUCUAACUUUAUGAGUAUGAUGUUUUUUUUUAAGACAAUGAUGUUAAUCUGAAAUUAGAUUACACGUAAAUGACAUAUAUGACCUUAUGAUAUUAAACAUUCAUGCGCAUUCAAAAGCUGAAAAAUACUGUUCACCUGCUUUUCCUUAACCUUGAUAGAGAGAAAGGAAAGGUUCAAGAUUUGUAUCAUUACAACACAGACCUGAAACAAUAAGUGAAUGGUGAUGGCGUUACGAUACUGUAUAAUGGAAAGAUCCAAAGUAGGUAAACUGAAGGAAGCAUAGCUGCAUUAAUUAUUUAGUAGGAAAUAUGCAGCAGAAGUAGCGUAAUACCUCUUUUCAAAAUUGGAUUUCUGCUCUUCUUUUUAAUAAUUUUAGAAAUAUUCAGUCAUAGUGUUUACCGAAAACUUCUAAGAAAAAUAUUAUUGAACGGAAUCAAUACCAAGUGUGCACGUAAUGAGUCAUGUGCAACUGGUAAAAGAACACGAUAAUGAUUUCUUUCAGUCAGAGAGAUGACGUCCCAGACUGCUAACACUGUCCACGUCUUUUCUGUAAUCCCGGCCUUGGCUGAUGCCCUCUCUAAGGGCCUGCCGGACACAACAGUGGUCAACGUGCGUUCCCAUGGCUUUGGAUUCAACGACCACCAAAGAAAAACUGAAAGAGACUUGACAGAUAAAGAACUGAACCUCUUUUCAGAGGCAGAGAUUUUGCUCUGUGAUCCUCAAUCACUGACACAAGUGCUGGUGCGCAAAGGAUUUAACUUUCUGGCAAGACUUCGAUGGGCGCAUACAACGUGGGCUGGUGUCGAUACAGUGAUGAAGACACUGAGUCCAGGGACAGAACUGCCCUUCGCUCUAACUCGCAGUACCACUGAUGGGCUGGCCCGCUUAAUGGCCGAGUAUGUGGUGGGCCAGAUCGUGAGCCACGAGCGUGGAUGGAUGGCCACUUACAUGAAGCAGAUUAACAAAGACUGCAGAGGGUGGCACACCUUUCACUCAUUUCGCGGUCUUGACCAGCUGACUGUGGGUGUGAUGGGCCUCGGUAAGAUCGGCCUCACAACAGCCAAGGUGCUCAAAGGGUUUGGGUGUCGCGUGCAUGGCCUCGUCAGGACACCUCGCUCCCAUUCCUCUGUGGAACCAUUUGUGAACCAGCUGUGGUACGGACAGGAGGGUCUUGCUGACUUCCUCAAAGACUGCGACUACCUGGUCAACCUGCUGCCCUCCACACCCCUGACGCGCGGCCUGCUCGGGGACGCAGUGCUCAGCGGAGCCAGCAGAAGGCCAGUGCUAGUGAACGUUGGGCGCGGAGACAUCAUUACCGAGGUUGACCUGCUGAAGGCACUGAAGCAGGGCUGGCUCUCCGCCGCCCUGAUCGACUGCUUCGAAAAGGAGCCUGUCCCUGAGGAGAGCUUCCUUUGGACACAUCCUAGGGUGGUGAUGACGCCUCAUAAUUCAUGUUUCAACAACGAAGGUUACAAGCAUCAUAUUGUUAAGGAAUUCAGUGCCAACUUUGAAAACUACUUGGCAGGCCAUCCCCUCACCGGCCAGAUAGAUUGGCAAGCUGGGUAUUAAAAGAGGAUGAUCAAGAAUAUCCAAUCCGUCACUCUUCAAGGAUGGAACAAAUGCUGCUAAAGAGUGUAUCUUCAUAAUAUCGUGCAAAUUCUGAAAUAUUUCGAUGCCUUAUCUCGUGUAUUUCUAAGAGGCUCAUGUAGAAGUCAUGUGAAUUUCCUUUACGAUUUUAACAAUUCCACUACGAGUUUGAAAAAAGGUUCUGCACCACAAAGAUCAAAUAUAUCCAUAAACAUCCAUCUGAUCAUCACCCUUCGUCUUCUCAAAGCAGCACUUAGAUGAGAGCGGAACUUUUAAAGGUAAGGGCACAUGAAUGACUUGUGACGACCAGCACAAUAUAAAACCACGUACAGAUAAACGAACGUUACAAUUCUGUCACCCAGAAAAUACCACCUUCACUACUGCUGCCAAUAACCAGUCACAGGAGCACCAUCAUCAUUAAAUACAGUAAUAACAACAGAAGCAGCAACAAACAAGACAAAAACUAACAACAGAAACAACGAAAUUAAAAAUAACAGAAACAGGAAGAACAGCAAAUAACAACAACAGCAACACUGAUGACGACAGAGACGACGACAAAGAUGAAAACAAAACAAUGGAAAUCAUAAAACAGAUUACGUCUUUUCGAAUUUUAGCGGUCAGACGGCAACUUUAACAUUCUGAUCCCCCAACAAUUCAGCUAAAUAAUAUUGAAUGUACCAAAGCACAACCUCACAUCUAUUCGUGGUUAAUGUUUUCAUUCAACUACUGCGUCUUGACUCCCUGACUCUAAAAUGAAACUGGAAUUAACAGCUGAUUUGUCUGAAGAUUGCUUAUUUAAUAUUUGAAUUAAGAAUCUUGUCCGUGAUUGAAUUUCACGAAAGAAAAAUGCAAUUACAACAAUUAUUAUGUUAUUCACCUUAAUACUUUAUGAGUGAGAAGUGGGAAACUAAACUGAGGUGGUUUCCACGAUCCCACGAUUUCUUACCAGUCUACACCUAACAUUUGGUCAUUAUCAUGUAGUUAUUUGAUAAACAAAACUUCAAGUUUGCAUGUGUAUGUUCUUAGAUUUUUAUUUAUCGUGUAGUUACUUGCCAUUCCAUAAAUAGAAUAAAAUGAACCUUCAAAUACAUUUGAAAAAAUACGUCUCUACAAAGAAUUCUACAUGUUCAUUACGAAUGAAAACAGUGUAAGGUAAUUCAUUAAUGAAUUAUUGAAACUCCAAUAAUUGAUAUACAGGUAUUAUGCAUCAGUGUGUGAAUUUCCAUUUGCAAACAAAGUGAAAGAAUUUUUCAGUCGAGAGUGUAGUAUCCCAAAUACAGAUACUAUUAUAUUGAGUAUUAAAGGAACUAUUAUUCAAA